Messenger RNA from Zootoca vivipara (common lizard), 2244 nucleotides. Lineage: Eukaryota; Metazoa; Chordata; Lepidosauria; Squamata; Lacertidae. The record is from RefSeq and is a predicted model, not a curated record.
AUGACCUAUAAGGCCACUCUGGGCCUGCUUUCUACACAACAGAAGUUUGCCCCCAACUUCAGGUGUAACGACCAGAACAAUCUGAUUGCUAUCAUUGGAGGAUGUUUCUCUGAGAUCUCUGUCAAUAUGGCUGCCAUUUCAGCAAUCCAAAAGACUCCACAGGCAACUUAUGGAUCAUUCUUGCCACUGCAUGGUUCCAAAAUGCUAUACCCAUUCUUGUACCAAAUGGUUCCAACUGAAUCCCACCAGCAAACGGGAGUUGUGCGGUUACUUCAGCAUUUUGGGUGGAAAUGGGUUGGAGUUGCUGCAGUGAAUGAUGACAAAGGGGACAGGUUUUUGCAGACAAUGGUGCCUAUGCUUUCACGAAAUGGCAUCUGCUAUGCGUUCAUAAUAAGGCUACCAACAUGGAACUAUGUGGAUGAGAUGACAGACUUACUUCUUGAGCACUCGAAUACAUAUGAAGUUGCAACCGAGACAAAAUCCAAUGUAUUCUUUAUAUAUGGUGAACCUCCGUCUUUUCAGGUUGUGAGGAUAUUUCUUUUUAUAGCAUCCAGUAUGGAAUGGCCUCCUCUUGGUAAAGUGUGGAUUGUUACAUCCCACUGGGAUUUCACCUCAGUGUCCUUUCAAAAGACAUGGGAUAUGCAAACCUUCCAUGGUUCCAUAUCCUUCACUGCUCACUCAAAUCAGCCACCAGGUUUCCAAAAGUUUAUUGAGAGGAUAACGCCUUUUGAGGUGAAAGGAGAUGGAUUCAUCCAGGACUUUUGGGAACAGGCAUUCAGCUGUUCAUUAAAGAAGCAGGAGGAAGAUGAAACAGAAACAUGCACUGGGGAGGAGAAGCUGGAGAGCAUUCCUGGUAUUUUGUUUGAAAUAAAGAUGACUGGCCAUAGUUACAGUGUCUACAAUGCUGUCUAUGCCGUGGCACAUGCUUUGCAUGACAUAUAUAAGUUGAGAUUGAAGCAUAGAAGUUUGUCAGAAAAUCAGAGACUGGUUCAUGACUUUCUAAGGCAUACCAUAUUCAAUAAUAGUGUUGGAGAAACAAUACGCUUUGAUGACAAUGGAGAACUAGUUGCAAGUUUUGAUAUUACAAACUGGAUGAUGUUCCUCAAUGGCUCAGUUGUCAGAGUCAAAGUUGGAAGAUUAGAUCCUCAGGCUCCUCCAGGCAAAGAGUUGCUGAUUCAUGAUGACCAAAUUGUCUGGCACCAAAGUUUUAAUCAGAUAUUGCCAGUUUCUGUAUGCAAUGACAACUGCUAUCCUGGCUACAGCAGGAAAAAGAAGGAGGGAGAGAAAUUUUGCUGUUAUGAUUGUGCCCCAUGUCCAGAAGGGAUGAUCUCACACCAAAAGGACACGGAUUCCUGUGUCAAUUGUCCAGAGGAUCAGUAUCCUAACAAAGACCAAACUCAAUGCAUUCCAAGAGUUCUAAGCUACCUCUCUUACAAAGAAGAUUUAGGGAUCAUCUUAACUAUCUUGGCUACUUCUUUCUCUUUCAUCACAACUUCAAUACUUGGAAUUUUUAUGAAGCACAAGGACACUCCCAUAGUCAAAGCCAACAACCGAACCCUCACCUACAUCCUCCUGGCCUCCCUCCUCCUUUGCUUCCUCUGUUCUUUGCUCUUCAUUGGACAACCUGGAACAGUAACCUGCCUUCUCCGACAAACCACAUUUGGCAUCAUCUUCUCUUUGGCCCUUUCCUCAGUGUUGGCAAAGACUGUUACUGUAAUUCUAGCAUUUAUGGCAACUAAACCAGGUGCCAGAGUUAGGAAAUGGGUAGGGAAAGGGUUGGCAAAUUCCAUUGUCCUUUCCUGCACCUUUAUUCAAGCUGGUGUUUGUACUCUUUGGUUAAGUACUUCCCCUCCAUUCCCAAAUACAGAUAUGCACUCAUUGCAUGGAAAAAUCAUACUGGAAUGUAAUGAAAGUUCAGCUGCCAUGUUUUAUUGUGCAUUGGGUUACAUGGGUUUUCUAGCCAUAACCAGCUUCAUUGUGGCUUUUUUAGCCAGGAGGUUGCCUGAUAGCUUCAAUGAAGCCAAGUUCAUCACUUUCAGCAUGUUGGUGUUCUGCAGUGUUUGGCUGUCCUUUGUUCCAACUUACUUGAGUACCAAAGGAAAAUACAUGGUGGCAGUGGAGAUCUUCUCCAUCUUAUCAUCCAGUGCUGGAUUACUGGGUUGCAUCUUUUUCCCUAAAUGCUACAUCAUUGUGCUGAGGCCUCACUUGAACAGUAGGGAGGAACUAAUAAGGAAAAGAAAAUGA